Messenger RNA from Coccomyxa subellipsoidea C-169, 1017 nucleotides. RefSeq names its product RabGAP/TBC protein. The coding region runs from base 1 to 1017 and encodes 338 amino acids. The transcript is spliced from 7 exons. NCBI's taxonomy places the organism in Eukaryota, Viridiplantae, Chlorophyta, Trebouxiophyceae, Coccomyxaceae. The record is from RefSeq and is a predicted model, not a curated record. Gene Ontology annotation, biological process: activation of GTPase activity. Gene Ontology annotation, molecular function: GTPase activator activity.
AUGGGAGAGAAGGGACAGCCCAGAUACUUGACAUACAGUAACAGAGUCCUUUUGCUGGGGCAGGUGGUGGACUUGGAUGCUCUGCGGGAGCUGGCGUGGAGCGGCGUUCCUGCAGACCUGCGGCCGGUGUGCUGGCAGCUGCUGCUCGGCUACCUGCCUCCAAAUCGGGAGCGCAGGGAACAGAUACUGGAGAGGAAAAGGAGGGAGUACAGAGAUAUGGUACCGGAGUAUUAUGACAUAGAGGCGGCGGAGCGCAGCGAGGAUGACAACUGCGCGUUGAGACAGGUGAUUGUUGAUGUGCCGCGCACGGCGCCAGGCGUCCCCUUUUUCAGCCAACCAAGGCUGCAAAAGAGCCUGGAGCGGAUCCUCUUUCUUUGGGGCAUACGGCACCCGGCGAGCGGCUACGUGCAGGGCAUAAACGACCUGGUGACGCCUUUUCUGGCGGUAUUUCUGUCGCCGCACUUUGAGGGCCCCGUGGAGGGCUGGCCGGAGGGCUGUGCGGCCGAUCUCCCCGAGGAGGCCAUGACUGGCGCGGAGGCGGACUCCUACUGGUGCCUCUGCAAGCUGCUGGACAGCAUCCAGGACCACUACACCCACGCGCAGCCGGGCAUUCAGCGCACCGUCUUCCGCCUGCAGGAGCUCGUCAGGCGGAUAGACGAGCCCUUCGCGCAGCACCUGGAAGCAGAGGGGCUCGAGUUCCUGCAUUUUCAGGUUUUGUGCAGGUGGGUGAACUGCCUGCUGAUCAGGGAGAUUCCGUUCUCGCUGGCGAUGCGGCUGUGGGACACGUAUUUGGCGGAGGGCGUGCGCAUGAAGGAGUACCUCACUUAUGUCCUGGCCGCCUUCCUGCUCACCUGGUCCGCCGAUCUCAAACGCAUGGACUUCCAGGAAAUGAUCCUCUUCCUCCAGAAGCUGCCAACGGGAGACUGGGGUGAGAAGGAGGUUGAGAGCGUGCUCAGCAGGGCUUACAUGUGGCGCACAUCCUUCGACCAAGCCAAGUCACACCUCCAGCAGCAAUAG